Spea bombifrons (plains spadefoot toad) is the source of this 1944-nucleotide messenger RNA. RefSeq names its product sphingomyelin phosphodiesterase 5-like. The transcript is spliced from 8 exons. Gene Ontology annotation, biological process: sphingomyelin metabolic process. The coding region runs from base 59 to 1531 and encodes 490 amino acids. NCBI's taxonomy places the organism in Eukaryota, Metazoa, Chordata, Amphibia, Anura, Pelobatidae. The record is from RefSeq and is a predicted model, not a curated record. Gene Ontology annotation, cellular component: cytoplasm; extracellular region. Gene Ontology annotation, molecular function: sphingomyelin phosphodiesterase activity.
UCUGCUGCACCAACUUCCUGCCCCCUGCCAAAGCUCUGGAUCCUCGGCUCCCAUCUGGAUGUCUCUCUCGGAGUCUCCCUUCAGAUGCUGUCUCCUGGGCCCUCUCUUCUCCCUCGGCUCAGCUCUGAUUUUCCCUUCUUACUGGUUUCUGGAUCGAUUCCUGAGCGUGGUGGUUGUCACAAGCGUGGAACGUUCCCAAGGUGUGGCCGUCAGGAUUGUCUGUCUGCUGGGGGCCCCGCUCUUCCUGUUGCUUUUCGCCAUCUCUCUGCCGCUUGCGGUCAUGGGGUUGCUGCUCUGGGUUCCUCUUCACCAAGUGCGGCGCCCUUUCUGCUACCAGCGAAGCUCCAGCUCGCGUGUCUACACUGGUGCCAAAGUCCACGGUCCACGAACGUUUACCAUCAUCAGUGCCAACCUCUGCCUCCUGCCCGAUGGCCUGGCGCGGUUCAGCAACCUGGGACAUACCCAAUGGCGCAGUGACCUUAUCGCACAGCUUCUGGUGGCCCCCCAGGAACCGGCCAAGAAUAAGACGGGCGAUGCGGAUGCUGCCUCGGUGUGCAGCGCGGAGGAUGUCCUGACCGUGGUGGAGAGCGUGGCCGAGGAGGAGACGGGUCCCAGUGGGGACGGGGGCUUCCCGGGGCAGGUUGCUGUGACCUUUCCCCCUGAUGCUGACUUUUUGUGUCUCCAGGAAGUGUUUGAUGGGCGAGCGUCACGCAGGUUACGCCAUGUGCUGGCGUCUUCCUUCCCCCAUGUCCUGUACGAUGUAGGCCCCGCAGGGCCCUAUAACUGUGGAUUCCGGUUCUUUAACAGCGGGCUGUUCCUGGCCAGCCGGCACCCGCCAGUGGCUGCCAAGUACUACUGCUACCCCAACGCACGUGGGGAGGAUGCCCUCGCUGCCAAAGGACUACUCUGUGUUAAGGUCCUGGUUGGUGUCUCAGAAGAAAAGCAGAGAAUUGUGGGAUAUAUUAAUUGUACCCACUUACAUGCCCCGGAGGAGGACGCGGAUAUUCGUUGUGACCAAAUGACUCUCCUGCUUCAGUGGAUAUCGGAAUUUCAGUCUCAGAACAGCGAGGGGGAAAUAGUGGCUUUUGAUGUCCUCUGCGGGGACUUAAACUUUGAUAACUGCUCGCCUGAUGACUGUUUGGAGCAGAAGCACGAGUUAUUCUCUGUAUACACGGAUCCCUGCAGGGGCCGCGCGGGGCAGGAGCGCCGGGGCACCGUGGGUACUCUUCUCAGACAGGAGCUUUUAUAUCACGAAGCCGUGAAGACUCCAGAGAACCUCAGAAGGACUCUCCUAUCUGACGGCGAGCGCAAGACUUAUGUAGCAGCCCCGCUUCCGCAGGACGUGGAUGAAGAUGAGCCGUGGUGGACGGGGCGCCGCAUCGAUUACAUUCUGUACCGCAAAUCCCUCUCCGUGUUACCUGCGGUCGUAGAGAAGUUCCAGUUUGUGACACAGUUGGCGGGGCUGUCCGAUCACAUCCCCAUCUCGCUGCACAUUUCAGUCACUGUCCCAUCACUACCUCAUUGUGAAUAAAUGCCAAUAAACGUCAAAUAAAUACAGAAAGUGCCCAGCGCGAUGUCACGAUUUCCUAGAGAAAGGUACCGGGUCACCUGAAUAUCGUCUGCGCGUCAGGAUAAAGAUCAUCAAUAAGACACAACCGGUAACGCUCCUCGCCCGUUGGCUGCAGGGGCAAUAUUUUUAAAUAUUUGCUGGAUAAUAAGCUGAGUCAGGACUCGCGCAUGGCCGAGACAAGUGGGUUCAAGGUUUUUGAUGCCUCGCUACACAUGAGGUUACAAAACAUGCUAAAUAACAUAGAAGGGAGAAGUAGCGUCGGAAAUGUUGCGGUACGUUAAGCACAGUAUCAGCCCCUGGCCGGAUAGCUUUCGGGGGGCCGCCCCGGGUUUAUUAAUGUUUUCUGUUGUGAAGAAUAAAAAUAAUCCGCACAA